AUGCAAAAGCAUUGGAAUGAAAUUAUAGAAAAAUCUUUGAAGGAUAUUAAUGAAAAUGAAAUUGAAGAAGAAUUAAAUAUUUUAUUAAUUAAUUUGUUACCUAUAUCUGAAAGAAAUGAAAUUCUUGAGAAAGAUUUGGGUGAUAAAAUGAAAGAAAAAUUGUAUUUUUAUAAAAUUUGUGAAUAUUUUAUUUAUUCAAAAGAACAAAAUAUGGAUGGGAAAUUAACCAGAACUCAGAGAAAUUUCGUUCAGGAAAUGUUGAAUUUAAAAGAGAAACAAGAGAUUAAUGAAUGGGUGGCUAAAGCGGAAGAAAGAAUUAAUGAGUUAAUUAAAAUGAAAGAACAAAUUAAAUUAGGUAAAAAUUAUGUUAGAGCGAAAAUGUUCAGCCAUACGGGGUUAUUUUUAAAGGGUUCAUGGCAGGGCUGGAUGAUUUACAGAAAAUCUAGUUUCGCAUCUUUCGCAUUUUUCACAUUUUUCAGCGCAAAAAGUUUCGCAUUCCGCUCUUUAUUUUUUGAUUUUGCCCAGCCCUGGAGCAUGUGUUGUUAUUGUAGAUGGUGGCAAUAA
Messenger RNA from Meloidogyne enterolobii, 564 nucleotides. Lineage: Eukaryota; Metazoa; Nematoda; Chromadorea; Rhabditida; Meloidogynidae. The record is from the annotation of a GenBank genome assembly.